Messenger RNA from Capsicum annuum, 853 nucleotides. RefSeq names its product basic form of pathogenesis-related protein 1. Gene Ontology annotation, cellular component: extracellular region. Bases 66 to 608 code for a protein of 180 amino acids. NCBI's taxonomy places the organism in Eukaryota, Viridiplantae, Streptophyta, Magnoliopsida, Solanales, Solanaceae. The record is from RefSeq and is a predicted model, not a curated record. The transcript has a single exon.
AUUUGACUCUUCUUCCCUAUAUAAAACCCACCCAAAUUAUUCCUUGAUUCUCAUCAAUACUCAUAAUGGGACUCUCCAAUUCCUUAAUUGUUUGUUUUCUAAUUACCUUUUCUAUAUUUCACUCAUCACAAGCUCAAGAUUCUCCUCAAGAUUAUCUUAACGCUCACAAUGAAGCUCGUAGACAAAUUGGGGUCGGCUCUAUGACAUGGGACAAUAAGCUAGAGGCCUUUGCCCAAAAUUAUGCCAAUAAAAGAAUUGGGGAUUGCCGGAUGCAGCACUCCAGUGGCCCUUACGGCGAAAACCUAGCUGUUGGCUACCCUCAGCUCCAUGCUGCUGGUGCCGUGAAAAUGUGGGUCAAUGAGAAUCAAUGGUACAAUUAUAAUACAAAUACUUGUGCACCAGAAAAAGUAUGUGGACACUAUACUCAGGUUGUGUGGCAAAACUCGGUACGUCUUGGUUGUGCUAGGGUACGUUGCAACAACGGAUCGUAUUUUAUAAUUUGCAAUUAUGAUCCACCAGGUAACUGGAGAGGAAAACGUCCCUAUGGUGAUCUUGAAGAACAACAACUGGCCUUCGAUUCCAAGUUGGAACUUCCCAGUGAUGUCUAAGAGUAAAUAAAAUCAUGAAUAAUGCUUAAUUCACGUAUUAAUGAAAAUAAAACCCAGUACUAUUUGCUAUAUAUGUUGGAUGUUAUCUUACUAGCUCAGUUGGAUAAUUAUCCAAUGGUGCAGAUCUAGUGACUGGUUAAUCUAGGGGAAAUAUGUUGUCUACAUUGAUAUUCAUAUGGACCCUUGCAUGUUGUUUAAUUUAAUCCAAUCACUUUAUAUAUGAGUAUUUUGUCUACUUUAUUUUA